This is a messenger RNA of Elephantulus edwardii (Cape elephant shrew), 765 nucleotides long. RefSeq names its product killer cell immunoglobulin-like receptor, two domains, long cytoplasmic tail, 3 (gene KIR2DL3). Bases 1 to 765 code for a protein of 254 amino acids. The transcript is spliced from 6 exons. The record is from RefSeq and is a predicted model, not a curated record. Lineage: Eukaryota; Metazoa; Chordata; Mammalia; Macroscelidea; Macroscelididae.
AUGGUCACAGAUGUAUGUGGAAAACCUUCUCUCUGGGCUCAACCUGGUCCCCUGGUGAGAACCGGAGACAGUGUGACCCUUCGGUGCCGCUCAGAGACUUUGUUCGACACCUUCAUGCUGUACAAACAGAAGGACACUAAGGACACCCUGCGUCUUGUUGAGAAGCAGGAUGUGCAGAGAGACCAGGCUGACUUCUCCUUGGGCACCGUGUCAUCUUCUCACGCGGGGGUCUACAGGUGCUAUGGUUCACUCCGGCGCUCGCCCUACGAGUGGUCAGCCCCCAGCGAGCCCCUGAGCCUUAAGAUCACAGGUAUCUACAGGAAGCCCUAUCUCUGGGCCAAUCCUGGUCGGCUGGUGACAGAGGGAGAGAAUGUGACCCUGCAAUGCCGCUCAGAGAGCACGUUUUACAUCUACAUGCUACACAAAGAAGAGGAAGCCGAGGCCUCUUCGCACAUUGUUGGAAAACUCCAUGGCCAGAGAACCCAGGUUGACUUCUUCUUGGGUGCUAUGACAUCUGCCCUGGUGGGGACCUACCGAUGCUAUGGUUCUCUCAAGCAUUCCAACGACGUGUGGUCAGCCCCUAGUGACCCUCUGAAGCUCGUGAUGAGAGGAAACGCCAGUAGUGCCUCAUCGUCCACAGAACACAGCUACCAACCUGGUAAUGCUAGACCACGGCACACUCUCAUUGGCCUCAUGGUCCUCAUCACUCUUGCCAUCAUCAUUAUCUUCCUCAUUUAUUACCGGUGGUCUGCCAAGAAGAGUUGA